CGGGACGGUGUCGCGCCCCGUGGUCGCGACUCCUCGUCUUCCUCCGUCGCUGAAGCCGAAGAUAAACCUCUAAUUCAACAAUGGCGCGGUUUUAACGCUUCGCAGCACCUGUUUUUCCUUUUAGAGCUCACGCGUUUGGGUUUUGUUCCCGGUGAAGAUGGCGGCGGGGGCGGGCUGGCAGCCUCCGUACAUCACCUCCAGCACGGGCAGCACCAAAUACACAACAACCUCUCCCACUUCUUCAAGCAUGUUUUACGACGGCAGUGUGGCGCUGGAAUACACACAAGACCUGCAUCUGAAGAUGAGUAAGAAGAUAGCACAACUGACCAAGGUAAUUUACGCUCUGAACACCAAGAACGACGAGCAUGAAGAGGAAAUCGAGUCGCUGAAAGAAGCCCAUGAGGACGAGGUCCAGCACAUCGUGACAGAAACCAGAGACAAAAUCAUGCAGUACAAGAGCAAGAUGGCUGAUGAGGCAGACCUGAGACGGCGACUGGCCAGUCUGGAGGAAUCUGUGGAACUCCACGAGCAACUGAAGAGACAGGCUUUAGCAGAAUUUGAGAUGUACAGACAGAGAAUGGAGGACUCCCAGCUCUGCACCGAGGCCCAGCACACGCAGAGAGUGGUGUCUAUGAGUAGAGAGGUGGAGGAGAUGCGUCGGGAUUUUGAAGAGAAGCUGCGGGUGUUCAGCCAGGCUCAGGCCCAGUUUGAGGCGGAUAAGCGGCGAGCGCUGGAGGAGCUGAGGGCCAUCCACCGCCAGGAGGUGGAGGAACUCCUCAACAACCAGCGGAACCAGAGCGCCACCUCCAGUGAGGACCAGGAGAAACUGGCCGAGCUUCAUAGACAAGAGGUGGAGGCAUUGAUGGAGAGGGUGGAGGAGCUCACGAAGGACAAGGUCCGCCUGGUGGAGGAAUACGAAGCUAAGCUGGCCAAAGCUCAGGAGUACUACGAGAGAGAGCUGGAGGCCAUGAGGAGGACACACCAGCUGACCACAGAGAACCUGCUGGCCUGGAAAAGAACUGAGGUUGAGCUCCGCAAGGAAUUCCAGGCUCAGGACGCAGCGCUGCAGCGUUCGCUGUCCAAACUGCGGAGUGAGCUUCAGAAAGCUCAGGAAGAGGCGAGAGAGAACCGGGACAAAACCAAUAGACUGCAGACAUCGCUGGUCAACGCAGAGGGAACCAUUAAGAACCUGCACAAGCAGCUGGAAGAAGCCAUCCAGGACGGAGAGAUCUGGGUGAUGCAGCUGAAGGACACAGAGUACGAGCUGGAGAGCAGCAGGGAACGAGUUCAACAGCAGGCAACUGAAAUUCUCCACAAAGCCAGUCAGAUUGGCUCUCUGCAGGCCACGCAGAUGGCCCAUGAAGCAACCAUCAGGAACCUGGACCAGGAGCAGAGUCGGAUUAAGGAGAAGAUCAGCAGACUGGAGGAGGAGAGGGAGGCUUUACUCAACCAGAGCCAGACCUCGAGUGAACAGCACAAACAGCAAGUCAUCAAACUAGAACAGUCGCUGCGUGAAGAGCACCAGGGCUACGAGAAGGAGCUCUCCAGACUCAGGGCACACUUUGAGGAGGAGAGGAUUCGCUUCAAGGAGGCGCAGGUGAGAGCGAUUGAGGAGAUGGAGGAGAAACACCAGGCCAUGAGGGAGGAGGCACUGCAGGAGAAGGAGGAGGAGAAGGAAGUCCUAUUGGCGAAAAUUAGUCAGGAGUUUGAGAUUAAGCGUCUGUCGCUGGAGGAGCAGCGAGAUCGUCUCCAACAGCAGCUGGAUAACUUGAAGGAGGAGCUCUCGGCCAAACUCAACAUGGCCAAUCAGGAGGUGUCCCACCUGCAGGAGCUGGUGAGGGAAGGGCAGCAGAACCUGGGCUCAGCUCAGUCACAGAUCACCUGUCUGAAGGAGACGCAGGAGAAACUCAAGGUAGAACUGGACGCAACCAGAGCACGAGUCCGAGAGACCAGUAAUCUGCUGACUGACCUGCAGGAGGAGAUCGAGACCCAGAAACAGCAGCAUGAUGCCAGACUGAUGUCCAUCAGAACCGAAGAGAAGCAGAAGACGGACAAGAUGGCCGACGACCUGGAGCAGAAGUGGAGAGAUGCACUGCAGGAAGAAGUGCGCUUGUUGAAGGAGGAGCUGAACGAGGAGUACGAAGCGGACAAGCAGUCUGCGCUGACACAGCUCUCUCAGCAGAAGGAACUGGAGCUGAUGGCAGCAAGAGAAGGCUGGCAGAGGAAGGUGGAGGACCUGCUGGAGCAGAUCUCGCUGCUGAAACAGUCCCUGGAGCUGCAGUUGUCUCAGUCGCAGUCAGCGCUCCAGCAGCUGCAGUCCCAGUUCAACCAGGAAAGAGAACUGCUGAACCAACAGCUUAAAGAGAUGCAGAGAGAGCAUCAGAGGAGAGAGCAUCGAUUACAGGAGGCUCACUGCUGUGCUCUCAGCACCAUGGAGGAGGCCAGGCAGCACCAGAUCAGGGCCCUGGAGGAGCGCCUGAAGCAGGAGCAGAGGGAGGAGGUCCAUGCUCUGAAGGAGGCCCACAGGAGGACCUUAGAUAUCCUGAGGCAGCAGUCGGACCAGGAGCUGCAGACACUGCGGUUUGAACUGGAGGACGAGGGGAAAGCAAAGCUAGCCUCUCUUCGUGCAGAGCUGAACCACCUCCAUGCUUCAGCUGUUGAGCAUCUCAAGCAGAUUCACCUUAAAGAAAAUAGUGCCGUUAAACGAGAGCUGGAGAAAGCCAUGGAGCACAGCCACCAGCAGUGCAUUAGGAGGAGAGGACAGAACUUCUCCAGUGGACAUUGGCUCACAUACACACUUAGGUUGGGACCAAAGCAGGAACAAGAGCUCCUGGUUCGCCUCUCAGACCUCCAAGCAGAGGUGUGUUCCCGCAGCAAUCGCAUCACCAAUCUGGACCAUGAGAUCCACUCCCUGAACGAGACCAUCGACACUCUGACCAGAGAACUGGAACUGAAGGGCAAAGAGGUUCUGCGGGUCCGUAGUGAAGCCAAUCAUCAGAUAAGGGCUCAUGAACAAGACUUGGCAAAGAGACACGAGAGGGAGCUGGGAGAGAUGAGUGUGGUCCAUCACAGAGAAACACAAAUCAUGCUGGCUGACUUCAACAAGGCUCAGGAGGUCCUCAAAGACAAGAUUUCUGCUCUGCAAAUACUGUUGGAGGGGACAGAGGAGAAGUUGAGGAACAGAGAAAGUCGACCAGAGGAUCUGCAUCACAUAGCAGAGCUGAGAGAGAUGGUCACAGAGAGAGAAGCUCUCGUCAAAAAGCUGGUGGACGACAAGAAGUUCUACCAGUUGGAGCUGGUGAACAGAGACACUGGUUUCAACAAGGUGUUUAACUCCAGUGCCAACGUCGGGGUCAUCAAUCCCCUUAUCAAGCCUCUUCCUCUUCUUCUUCCUCCUCCUUAUCCUCAUCCUCCACCUCAUCCCAUGCCAAGCCUUGCUCCUCCUCAUGCUCCUCAUCCUCAAGAAGCCCCGGUGCAACAAAGCGUAAGGAGCCCUCCUGAAGCUAAUGCUGUGACACCGUCAGACUCUAGGGGAGUGGGAGAAAACAAAGGACAUGUUUCACAAGAGGAGGAGUUGUAUGCACAGUACUUUACUUUCUGACCAGCAAAAAAACAAACAAAAAAGAACUUGGUCAAAAAACAUAAAACCACACAAAGUAAUGGGACAGAGAGCUACAGCUGAGCCGCAUUCAAAACACAUUGUGUUCAAUUGUGCGUUGAUAACAACAGCAGCCGAGGUCCUCCAUACAUGAGCAUUGUACACUGUGUGCUUGGUCAUGAAAGUGCAAAGUGUUAGUUAGGGUUUAAAAACAUUGGGUUUUU
Messenger RNA from Solea solea (common sole), 3822 nucleotides. RefSeq names its product protein FAM184A-like. The record is from RefSeq and is a predicted model, not a curated record. The transcript is spliced from 25 exons. The coding region runs from base 158 to 3601 and encodes 1147 amino acids. NCBI's taxonomy places the organism in Eukaryota, Metazoa, Chordata, Actinopteri, Pleuronectiformes, Soleidae.